Metopolophium dirhodum (rose-grain aphid) is the source of this 1782-nucleotide messenger RNA. RefSeq lists its product as uncharacterized. The coding region runs from base 1 to 1782 and encodes 593 amino acids. Gene Ontology annotation, molecular function: protein dimerization activity. Lineage: Eukaryota; Metazoa; Arthropoda; Insecta; Hemiptera; Aphididae. The record is from RefSeq and is a predicted model, not a curated record. The transcript has 5 exons.
AUGGAUAAAUAUCUAAUAAUUUCGAAGAAGGCAAGUUCAAGUAAACGAACAAUUCAAGAAGUAGAUGAUGACACUGCAGAUGACAUUGGUUCCAAUCAAAAUAUAGAAACACCAGAACAUACAUCACUUGAAACCUUACAAAAAUCAUAUUUGUUUAAUGGACAGUUCUUUACUAUUAUACAUUGCGACGGACUUAAGUUAAUAGCACAAUGCAAAAACUGUUCAAAAGUAAUUCAUGGUCAAAAAAUGUCAACUGGAAAUUUCCUAAGCCACUUAAAACAUAAACAUAAAGUAUUAUUACAUCAAGUAGAAGAGGCUCGAAGCAAUGCUAAACUUUCAAAUAAAACAAAUGUAUUUACCCGACCAACCAAAAAACUUACAAAACAACAGAUAAAUAAAGUAGUGUUUGAUUAUAUCAUUGAUGAAAUGAAGCCUCUGGUUACAUGCGAAAAACCUUCUUUUCAAAAGCUAAUCAUGGAAUUGUCUGGAAUUACUGAUACUGCUUUAUUACCAAAUAGAAAACAGUUAGCAAGUGAUUUAAAAGAAAGAUAUACAACAUACAAAAUUACACUUUCAGAAUUAGUAAAAAAACACUUAUAUAUUUGUAUCACUGCCGACAUCUGGACUGCCAAUAAUAAAAGUUUCAUGGGUAUGACAUGUCAUUUUAUUGAUAAUGAAUCUUAUGCAAGUCGUCACUCCUAUGUUCUUGGAUGUAGGAGAAUGAAAGGUACACAUGAUUUCUUAAAUAUUGCUAAAGUUAUUACAGAAAUAAUGGAAACAUACAAUUUAAAUAAUUCUAAAAUCACACAUAUAGUAACAGAUAAUGCUACCAACUUUGGAAAAUGUUUUCAACAGUCAAAUGAAUAUGAUGUUGGAAAUUUUAAUAUUGAUGAUUCAGAUACUGAGUGUGCAAUCGAUUAUGAUCACGACUCUGAAAUUAUUACUAGAUGGAACUCUAAAUAUGAUGCUACUCAAAAAGUGUUAUUACAUAAAAAGAAAUUGGAUAUCAUAUUUGAUGUAUUGAAGUUAAAUAAACUCAAACCUAAUGAGUGGUUAUUUUUGGAAGAAUACUGCCUUUUGUUGAAACCAUUAUCAAAUUCGUUGGACAAGUUACAAGGAGAAAAAAAUAGUUAUCUUGGUUAUGUUGCUCCUACGUUAAUAGUCUUGAGAAAAUUGUUAAUUCAGUCAAGUAAUGUAAAAUACUGCAAACCAUUAGCUUCAGCAUUAAUUAGUUCUCUAGAAAAAAGAUUCAACUACAUUUAUGAUUUAAGUAAUGCAAAAAGCAAGAAUUUUAUUGUUGCCUCAAUAAGUCAUCCGAAGUUUAAAAUGAGUUGGGUCCCAGUACGAUAUAUAAGCUUAUGUAAAGAAUUAUUUUUAAAUGAAUGCAAUAUAUUUAAAGAUGAAAAUUCUAUAUCUGAGUCUGCAUCUGAUAAUGCAGACAGUGAUACUAGUGAUGAAUUCUAUAGUAAUUUAACUGGACAUUUAACCACAUUUUUUCAUCCGCCUGCGCAAGAUAGUGAUUCAGCUGAAAUUGAUACAAGUGUUUCAAAUACAGCUGGUGUUGAAGCAUUAACAUAUCUUAACUCAAAAAAAAAAGAACUUAUGUCACUUAAUGAUGUUCCAAUUGUCAAACAAGUAUUUCUUAAGUAUAACACAACCUUACCAUCGUCAGCUCCGGUUGAAAGACUGUUUAGUAAGGCCAUACAGGUGUUAACUCCUAGACGUAAUCGUCUUAGUGAUGAUGUUUUUGAAAUGCUUUUAUGUUGUAAGUCUACUGAAUGA